Manduca sexta (tobacco hornworm) is the source of this 1257-nucleotide messenger RNA. It is a transcript of the gene DnaJ-8, whose product is annotated as dnaJ homolog subfamily C member 25 homolog. Lineage: Eukaryota; Metazoa; Arthropoda; Insecta; Lepidoptera; Sphingidae. Gene Ontology annotation, cellular component: endoplasmic reticulum membrane. The transcript has a single exon. Gene Ontology annotation, biological process: protein folding. The record is from RefSeq and is a predicted model, not a curated record. Bases 133 to 1146 code for a protein of 337 amino acids.
GCCAAGGUGACGACUGGCCGCUACAAAACAGUACAGUGCUCGAAGAAUUAUCGAAGAAACCUACAAAUCUAUAUUAAGCGCUAGUCAAAGUUAACUGCAUUUAUAUUUUUAAGAUUAUGCGUUAACAUCAAAAUGGUUUUUAGUUUUAAAUUAUUAGUAUUUGUGUGCCUAACAUGGCAAUUUGUCACCGUGCAGUCACACGAUCAUCUCCUCGAAGGUAUUUAUUGCGGCAAAGAAAACUGUUAUGAGGUGUUAGGAGUGACGCGAGAAGCCACGAAGAAUGAGAUCGCGAAAAGUUAUCGACAACUCGCGAAAAAGUUCCAUCCGGACUUACAUAGAGAUCCCGAAGAUAAAAAGGUAGCCGAGGAAAAGUUCAAAGAGAUCGCAACUGCGUACGAAAUAUUGCGCGAUGAUGAGGAACGGUCCGACUACGACUACAUGUUGGACAACCCGCAGGAGUACUACGCUCACUACUAUAGAUACUACAGACGGCGUAUGGCACCGAAAGUGGACGUGAGAAUAGUCAUUGCUGUCACAAUCACAAUUAUAUCCAUAAUACAGUACUACAGCGCAUGGUCUAAAUACGACACCGCUAUAAAAUACUUCAUGACUGUGCCAAAGUACAGGAAUAAAGCUUUAGAGAUUGCCAAAGGUGAGAUGAAAGAUUCACAGAAUAAAAAGAACAGGAAAAGUAAAGCUGAACAGAAAGAGGAACAAGAUAAAAUUAUCCGAAGAGUUAUUGAAGAGAAUAUGGACAUAAAAGGAGCAUAUGCUAAGCCAGAAAUUAUGGAUAUCUUAUGGAUUCAACUUAUAAUCCUGCCUUAUACAAUAUCAUAUAAUAUUUACUGGUAUUUAAGAUGGUUUUGGAGGUUCACUAUCAUGAAGCAACCAUAUGGCACAGAAGAGAAAUUGUACCUGAUUAGAAAAUAUAUGAAACUCGGUCAUCACCAGUUUAAUGCCUUGGAAGAUAAGGAAAGACAAGAAUUCCUUGAAGAGGAGUUGUGGAUUAAAGAAAACUUCCUCAUUUGGAAGGAAAUAAAGGAUGAGGAGGCUAAAAAGGCUCUCGCCGAAAACAACAAAUACAAGCAAUACAGGCGGUACAUCAAACAACACGGUGUGGGAAGAAUGACGUUUGACGACUCUUGAUAGCAUAUAAUCAAAUUAUUUAUUGUUAAUAAAUUUAGGAACAGAAAAUAUAGAUUUUUAUUAAUGUAUAAUUUUUGCACCAAACAAUAAAACAAAAUUUUCUCUUUUAUA